Molecule: messenger RNA, 3728 nt
Organism: Symsagittifera roscoffensis
Lineage: Eukaryota; Metazoa; Xenacoelomorpha; Acoela; Convolutidae
Product: guanine nucleotide-binding protein G(s) subunit alpha-like
Exons: 7
Coding region: 480-1640 (386 amino acids)
Biological process (GO): sensory perception of chemical stimulus; adenylate cyclase-activating dopamine receptor signaling pathway
Cellular component (GO): heterotrimeric G-protein complex
Molecular function (GO): GTP binding; G-protein beta/gamma-subunit complex binding; G protein-coupled receptor binding
Source: RefSeq, a predicted model, not a curated record
CCUGAAUGAUGCAUUUAUACCCCAAGUCCAUCAACUAAGAGUUUGUUGACAAGGCAAGGUGCUCUAUUCUGGCAGAUCAAACCCACACACUGGCUAGCUGUGGUUAAUAUCAGUCAAUACCACAACCAACAGCUGUACAUUUGAAGCAACUUUCCGUAUAAACUUUAAACCGAAUCGAUGAAGUUUAACUGGAAAGUGCGUGUGAUUGCCAUCUGAACUAUCCAAUACCCAAUAAUUCCUUUUUAUUUUUUAUCAAAAUUCAGUCUAUAAAAAAGAAGACAAUACGUGCUACUAUCCAUCGGAAACUUAACCCCGAUUUAAGAAGAAAACCCUCAAUCGCCUUAGCUUGACCUGUAAAAAACCAGGUGAUCGAAUCUGCUCAGUUUAAGCAGAGGUGAAGUCCUGUUUAUUCACAGCAUAAAGAUCAGUGCAAAGCAUAGUAUCACAAACAAGGAAAAACAGCACAGUAGCCUACAACAAUGCUGAUGGGGUGUUUUGGCACAAACACUGUCAAAGAUGAUGGCGGAAACAAGACGCAAGCUGUUCGCAACAAGGAGAUUGAGAAGCAACUUACCAAAGAUAAACAACACUACAAAACCACUCAUCGAUUACUUUUACUUGGUGCUGGUGAGAGUGGUAAGUCGACAAUUGUAAAGCAGAUGAAGAUUCUGCAUGUGGAGGGCUACUCUAAGGCGGAGAGAAAGGACAAGGUGCAGGACAUCUGGAGGAACAUCAGGGACGCCAUCCUCACCAUCACAGACGCCAUGUCCCAGAUAGAGCCCCCACUGGACUGCGAGCCCCACAAUCAACAGUACGCAGACUACAUCCUCGACGAGUGCACCAAACCCAACUUCUCAUACCCAGAGGAGUUCUGGAAUGCUACGAAGAUCCUAUGGAAGGAUUCUGGCGUGGUGGCCUGCUUUAAACGAUCACACGAGUAUCAACUGAUUGACUGUGCUGAGUACUUCCUCAAUAAAGUGGACGAAGUCAGACAACCUGGCUACGAACCCAGCGAUCAAGAUCUGCUGAGGUGUCGUGUGCUGACCUCUGGGAUUUAUGAGACGCAGUUUGCAGUUGAUAAAGUCAACUUCCACAUGUUCGACGUGGGAGGCCAGCGAGACGAGAGGCGCAAGUGGAUCCAGUGCUUCAAUGACGUCACAGCCAUCAUAUUUGUCACGGCCAGCAGCAGUUUCAACCUAAAGCUGAGAGAGGACGCCACCCAAAACAGACUAUCCGAGUCGCUGGACCUGUUCAAGAGCAUCUGGAACAACCGGUGGCUGCGUCAGAUCUCGGUCAUCCUCUUCCUCAACAAGCAGGACCUACUGCAGCGCAAGGUGGUCGAAGAGAAGUGGGACAUUGGACAGUUCUUUAAGGACUACUACGACUACCGCCUGCCAGACGAAACCAAGGACAAAGGAAGCAAACACAAUGAACCCCCAGAACUCACCAAAGCCAAAUGUUUCAUUCGAGAUCAGUUUUUGCAAAUUAGUUCAGUUAGUAGUAAUCAAGGCAGCGCCUCCUCCCACUUCUGCUACCCACACUUUGUCUGUGCAGUCGACACUGAGAACGUGCGAAGGGUGUUCAACGACUGCAAAGACAUCAUACAGCGCAUGCACUUGCGGCAGUACGAGUUACUAUAGGCAACAACAACACCCAUUCAAAGCCCGCACACUGCAACAAAACAACUUCCACCACAACACACAGUAGAGAAAAGAGAACAUUACUCCACCACCCACACACCAACCGUCUCGUCUAUCUCUCCUCUCUCUUCUCUCUCAUUCAACAUGGUACUUAGAAGAGCGAAAAACAACAAUACAAUAGAACACCUGUUGACAAUGACGAAUAGAGGUAGAACCAGAACUCACUUGCGACACCCAAAAAGAGUGGAAUCAGAGAACGGAUGAAAGAUAAUUUGGCAUUCUCCAUUGCAGAACCGUAGCUAAAAAACUGAGAAACUGUACCAUAAUAAUUUGGCCAGUAACAACAACUGCUGCAGAAUGAUGUGUGACAGACAGAUGCAUUCUACCAUUCAUUUCUGAUCAGACUUUCAGCAAAUUCUAUCUUAUUGCCAAUUCCAACGUUCCUAAUCGAGCUCUAAAUUAAGCGUGCUAUGGUGCAUUUGUGAUGAUAUCGGUGAUGCGAAUGCGCCUAUUCCAUUCGAGGUCGAAAUUUCUGGUUUUGAAUAUUUCUUCUUCCGAGGGUCCAGUACUUACUCAAAUCGUGUCCACCCUCCCUAGAGCAAUGAAUUCAUUUGUAAAACUAAGCUUUGAAUGCGAGUUUUUAUUUCGAGAGCAUAAUUUAGUACUCAAAUCUUUUGUUUUAUUCUUUGCAUUCUAAUCUAAUCGAAUAUUCCUUUUAUCCUUUUCGAAUUUUGUAAUUGUAAUUCAGUCAUAAAUUUGGUUCCAAUGAGAUGACAGAAAAUAAUUUAUAGACAUCGUAGUGAUAUUGCCCAAAACAACCCAAAAUGUAAUGUUCGAGUUGGUGUACUUAUAAUGAAAUGCGUCUUCGCUAUAUUCUAUUUGCAGUUGAUUUGGUCGAAAAAGUAGUAGAUUCCAAAACUGAACACUCGUUCUAAAUCGAAAGAGGGAGAGAGAGGAAUGAGUUUGACCUUUUCCUUAACCUUUCCUCUGUUCUACUCUUCCUACCUACCUUGUCCAAAGAUGUCAACAUUCAUCGGUGCUUUUUUCAUUUUUUCAAUCUUACCUUUGGAGACCGCUCGCUAUAACCGUCCUUAUAUACCAAAAUCCUUAACUCGAGAACCAUUUUCCACGUUGAAGGCUGAAAUAUUGGAGUUUUUGUUGGUUUUCGUUUCGCUUGGUCAAACUGUUCUGGUUCCUAAUGCAUUGAUUAUUCUGAUUUGGGAAUAGGAACCAGGAGUUUGUAAUUGAGCCAGUGUUGCAUGCGUCUCUCCCUCCCCCUCUCCCUAUAAGGAAACCAUCAAAUUUUGAAUCAAUGAAUUAAUUUGUGAAUUUGUUCCAAACAGCGUUUGUUACUUUAUUUAAUAUAAGUGAAAAAGAUUUAGCUGUAAACUCUUCGCUAGAAGUGUCGAAAAUCUCGAUCAUAUUUGAUCCUGGAAGGAGAAAACAGUCCGAAUAAUUUUGAAAACGAGAUUUUAGCAUUCAUCAGUUUGUAACUAAACAGUGUAAUGUAAUUUGGAGGUUGUUUUAUUGUACAGAGAUAGUUUUUUAUUUUUUAAUUAAUUAGAUAAUUAGUGUAAUUGUGAAUGCUGCGAAAGCGGUUCCUGUUAUUUAUUUCGAAGACUAACAAUGAAUAACUGGAAUGAAACCACAGCAAAUUAUCUUUCUUCUAUUCUCUCUCUAUCUUUUCUCUCUGCUGCAGUAAUUCUAUCUUCAAUAGCGCCCGCCUCCUUCGAAUUACUCUAUUAGAAAAUCUAAAUCUAUUCUAUGCAUCAACCAAACAAACAGCUAGACACCACACAAAAUGGUGUAGUUAAAUCGGAUUUGAACAAGUUUCGCGUCUGUCCCAUUUCAUUUUGUAAUUUGACCGACUCACAAAACAUACAAACAGCAGCUAUUAUUUGAGCAGAUGGUCUGUGAUUUUAUUUUGGGUUUUGUUAGUCGGGUGCAACAGUUGUAGAGGUUCUUUUUUGUUUUUAUUGAAUUCGAAUAUUGUAACUAGCAGUCGUUCGUUUGAUUUGAUUAAAUAAACUAGAUUGAAAUAAAUAUUAUAUGUUAAAUUUAUUAAAUUUGCUAUUUCAAUUUUGUAUC